GAGGGGCGAGGAGGAAUAUACCCAUAAGGAACGAGGCACACGUUUCUAUCGUCCUCUCGUUCUCGUCCUCAUCUGACAUCUCGUUCCGUCCACGACUCUGAAGAAUUAACGCGAUUUGAAAUUGGGGAAAAAGAAAGAAACGAGAGGAUUCUUUCUUGGAAUUUUCGUUAUCAUUUACAGGCGGUGCUUGGUCUUUUUCCCUGUGUGUACAAAAAGGGAGACGGUUUCGUGCAAAAGUCAAUGCAGCAUUACCAUCUCUCUAGCGAGUCUUCGAACCCUCAGAUGUCGAUUCAAGGCCAGCUUCUUGAGGUCACAGUUGUCGGGUGUACUAAGUUGAAGGAUACCGAGUGGAUUUCGAGACAGGAUCCAUACGUCUGUCUGGAAUACGGCAGCACCAAGUUUCGCACCAGGACUUGCACCGACGGGGUAAAACCCACAUUUCAAGAAAAGUUUGUGUUCACGCUCAUUGAAGGGCUUAGGGAGUUGAAUCUUGCAGUGUGGAACAGCAAUACCCUCACUUACGACGACUUCAUCGGCAGUGGAAAGGUUCAGCUCCACAAGGCCCUUUCUCAAGGCUUCGAUGAUACGACCUGGCCUCUUCAGACUAAAACGGGCAGAUAUGCUGGAGAAGCACGCGUGAUAUUACAUUACGCAAAUGCAAUAAAACCGGCAACGAGCUCUGCACCAUCUGCACCGCCAUUUGUAGCUUCUUCAGCUCCUCCUCAUGUGUCUAUGUACUACGCACCUCCUCCCCCAUCAGCUCAUCCUUACGGUGCCUCCGCUACAGCAUACCCUGCGACUGCUCCUGCAUACCCAUCGUAUGCACUGAAUCCAGCGGCAUAUCCAUCGCAUCCACCAAAUCCAGCAGCAUACCCACCACCACCGUAUUUUUCCCCUCCGCCAUCAGCCUAUCCUCCUCCAGCAUAUCCUCCGCCGCCUGCGGCUUAUCCUCCGCCUUCAUAUCCACCACCUCCCGGCCCUCCAGGUCAUUAUCCAGGGCAUUACCCUCCACCACCUUACUGAUAGAAAGCUUCUGCUGGACGAAACAUUAAAGGUUCCGCAGGAAGUUAGUGUUGUAUAUUAAUCUUGUAAUUACAAUGUCUUAACACUGGAAGUUUUCUGCCUUUGACCUGGAAACUAAACUUUUCGUUUUCUUUUUUGUUUGUUGUUUGUCAAGAACUGUUUGGGUAGCAAAUAAGGCUUUGUUUGUUUGUGUUUC
This is a messenger RNA of Eucalyptus grandis, 1219 nucleotides long. Its product is annotated as leucine-rich repeat extensin-like protein 6. The record is from RefSeq and is a predicted model, not a curated record. Lineage: Eukaryota; Viridiplantae; Streptophyta; Magnoliopsida; Myrtales; Myrtaceae.